Molecule: messenger RNA, 2490 nt
Organism: Exaiptasia diaphana
Lineage: Eukaryota; Metazoa; Cnidaria; Anthozoa; Actiniaria; Aiptasiidae
Exons: 2
Coding region: 23-2197 (724 amino acids)
Source: RefSeq, a predicted model, not a curated record
UCACAAUCCUUCCUCAAAUCACAUGGCUGUCCGUGUUUUGACCCCAAUCUCCCUAAAGUGUCUGGCACUCCCAACUGAAGGUCGUUGUCAAACACUAUAUCGACGUUUUCCAGCUCAUUCUUUGCCAAUAUCUUCGCUUGAAAACUUGGAAUACUCGCUUUUCUUGCUGGGAUUUAAAAAUUCUUCUAGUUUGACGGCACAACACGACAAGAUGAAGAAACUACUUAAAAAGGACCAUAAAGACAAAAGUGAAAAGGAAGACAAGAAAGAGAAGAAAGAAAGGGAGAAAAAGGAGAAAAAAGAGAAAAAAGAAAAGAAGAAAGAAGAGAAAUUGGCUAAGAAAGGUCAUUCUCAGUCAUCGACAAGCCUUGACGCUCAGAAAUCCAGCGAAUCAUCGACCGUUGUCAAGACAACUACACUUUCCAGUAGCCCUGGGACUACAACCAAGACGGUCGUCAAGGAAACGACAAGAGAUAGUGAAGGGGAACGCUCGACAACGACGACUACCGUCAAAGAGACGACCGCAAAACCUGUGGAGAAUGGAGAAACUGUUGUUCAAAAGACAACGACUACAAUCACAAAAUCUGAACCGAAACCAUCCAACGAAGAAGCUUCAAGUGUUGUUGAAAAGACAACUACCAUCAUUAAGUCUGACCCGGAACCAUCCAACGAAACCGCCCUAACUGUUAUUAAAAAAACUACAAUUACCGAGUCUGAGCCAAAAAUAAGUAUGGAAGACGCUCCAAGUUUGGUGGAGGAGACAAAGACUAAUCAAUCUGAAUCGACGCCGCCUGUUGACUCCAAAACUGUUGUCAAGGAAACAACAAUCAAGUCACCAGGAAGAGAAGAAAGAGUAGUUAUUACCCAGACAUCUUCACAGGUGGAAUCCAUUCCUACGACAAGAGAGUUCUUAGAGAAAAACUUUCCUGAAACAGCAAUGUUUGACAGGACACAAAUGAUCCAAAACAAAUUGGAUGGUGAAGAUAAACCUCUACAUUUCUCAUCACAGAAGACCGUGAUUAAAGAAGUUGGUGAUGGUGGGAAUACAGUGAAGACAGUAACAAAGGUAAUUGCAGAUGAUGGAGGUACAACAACAACAAAAACUACAACAUCAUCUCGAGGCAAUAAUGACCAUGUCGUUUCUGUUGAAUCCAAAAGAAAAGCAGACUUGCCUGAUUGGCUGGAGGUGAAGGAGGACGAACCUAAGGGUAAAGCCGUUAUUGACGAUUCCAUCAAAAUACCAUCUCCUGCAGUCGAGAAGAAAGAAAGGACACAGCCUAAACCCACUGGACCUGCCGUGAUUGAACAGAUUCAAUCAAGUGAUCACAAAAAGGAAGAUAUAUCAGGUUUCCUUGAUAACUUGUCAUCUGAGGGAAGCAAAGAUCAAUCCAAGAAGGAAAACCAAACACCGACAACGAAUGCUGAGGAAAAGAAUCUCGCAGGGUUGAUGGAAUCGUUGGAAAGUGCUCCCAAAUCACAAUCUACACCCAUAACAACCCAUACUAAACCAGCAACGCAAGAUACAACUCUAGUCACUCCAAAAACCAAAGAUUUUACUUCAGAACCGCAAACUCCUCCCAAACCGCAAGAAGCACCUACCACACAAUACAACCAUGAAACGCAAGUUGCACAACAACAAGAGAAGCCAAGACAGCCCACGAAGCCUAAGAACCAAGAAAAGAUGCUUCUCGAGCGAGAAGUGAAAAGAUUCAUCAAAGAUGGAGAAGCUUUUGAAACGAUUACGGAAACCUUCAAGGACAAAGAUGGUAAAGUUGAGACAACCACAACCACAAGAAAAAGACAUCAACCAAAAGAAGUGGUUGAUCUUAAUGCUAACAUCUUGUCACAACCUAUCAAAGGAACCGAAAAGAAAAAGAAAUACGAGGAAGACGACCCUUUUGUCCACGAGGGCGAAGUUGUCAAUCCAGAAGAGGUGCUUGAAGAGAUACUUGUUGUCGAGAGAAAAAGAAAAGUUCGUUUUCCAAAAAGUUUCGUUCCCCGAACACCAGAGCGACCAAAGUCCUGGGGCUUACCACUAGAUCUUUUGAUAGAACGUCAAAAAAGUCCAAAAAAGAUUCCUGGUUAUGUAUACGGCAGGGAAGUGACAGAGAAAAUAGAAGAGAAAUCAAAGGACCCUGACGCUGAACUGCAAGAACUUGAUCGAUUACUCGCUGUCAUAGAAGCAGCUGACGGUUAGCACUCGUAUUUAACUAUCACUUGAUCAAUAAAUUGGAUAAAAAUCAUUAUUGUAGAGUAAAAGACAGAGAUCAAUGUUUAUCAUCAAGAUAUCAUCCAGUACAUGAUCAUAAGCUAAGAUGUAUAACAUCCAUAUUUAACGACGAGUUACUGUCUAAGAUGUUUGUCCUAAAACUUAAAAAAGUUGUUAAAAAUAGUAACAAAUCUGAUGUAAACGUUAUUCCCCCGAUCGCAGAGAUCGGAAAAGUCAUUGCGAAAAUAGGGGAAAUAAAACAAAGUAUGAUGAACAAUUCA